This is a messenger RNA of Struthio camelus australis, 4746 nucleotides long. RefSeq names its product radixin (gene RDX). Gene Ontology annotation, biological process: regulation of organelle assembly; regulation of cell shape; positive regulation of protein localization to early endosome. NCBI's taxonomy places the organism in Eukaryota, Metazoa, Chordata, Aves, Struthioniformes, Struthionidae. The record is from RefSeq and is a predicted model, not a curated record. Gene Ontology annotation, cellular component: filopodium; adherens junction; apical part of cell. Gene Ontology annotation, molecular function: actin binding; cell adhesion molecule binding.
UCAUAAACAAGUGCUGUGGAGCAUCUGUUGCUGUCUAUUGUUUUCAACAAAUGUACGUUUUGGAGUCCUUAAGGACUGGUCGACGUAAUGGGCGCAGCGGCCCUGAAUGAGCCAUUGUGCAUUGUUUUUGAAUGGAUUAAUGUUUUGUACUAGUCGUGGGCAUUCGUGAUUAACCUUGCCGCUUAAAGGCCAGCGAAGAUAAGGAGCCUGAGCUUAUUAAACGUUGUGGAAUUCAUUUUUUGGUCAGCUUUCUGAAUUUGAACAUGGAAAAUUUUCCCUAUGGACUCCAUGCCAAUACAAGUGAUUAUAUCAGUUAUAAGGUACCAUGAAGCUGUCUUUUCUAAAAAGCAUUUAUUUGAUUAUGUGAUUUAUGGGAGUUGCAAUUCAGAGUUCAGUUACGCCUUUGUGAGUGAUUUGCGUCAGGCCUCAGACAAGUCCCUGCAUCUCAUUCUAUCAAGUUCUCAUCAGAGGUGUUUGUCAUCCUGCUGUCACAAGUGCUUUGGGGAUGCAUCUACUUGCACAGCUCUUCACGUAUUGAGAAGACCAUAGAAAUACUAUUGUUGCUCUCAGGUCUUAUGGAGUGCGUUGGCACAACAUUGCCGGGCAUUGAAAGGGAAGACAUGGUGUUGAUCUACAGUAAUAUUACAGCUGUUGUGAUGAGAAGGGGACAAAAAGUUUUUUGAAGAUUUAAUUGGACAAGAGACUGUAAAGAAAACAAUAAAAAAAAAUGCCGAAACCAAUCAAUGUGAGAGUUACCACAAUGGAUGCAGAGUUGGAAUUUGCCAUCCAGCCCAAUACAACAGGCAAGCAGCUCUUUGAUCAGGUGGUGAAAACUGUUGGUCUCCGUGAAGUCUGGUUUUUUGGGCUGCAGUAUGUGGACAGCAAAGGCUACUCAACUUGGCUAAAGCUAAAUAAAAAGGUAACCCAGCAAGAUGUAAGGAAAGAAAAUCCUUUGCAGUUUAAGUUUAGGGCCAAGUUUUUUCCAGAGGAUGUAUCGGAGGAAUUAAUUCAGGAAAUAACUCAGAGACUUUUCUUCCUGCAAGUUAAAGAAGCUAUCCUAAAUGAUGAAAUAUAUUGUCCACCAGAAACUGCGGUUCUUCUGGCUUCCUAUGCUGUCCAGUCCAAGUAUGGAGAUUAUAAUAAAGAGAUGCAUAAAUUAGGCUACCUAGCCAAUGACAGACUUCUCCCUCAACGUGUGUUAGAACAGCACAAGCUGACGAAAGAGCAGUGGGAAGAAAGAAUACAGAACUGGCAUGAAGAACACAGGGGGAUGUUAAGGGAAGAUUCUAUGAUGGAAUACCUUAAGAUUGCACAAGACUUGGAAAUGUAUGGAGUCAACUAUUUUGAAAUAAAGAAUAAAAAAGGAACUGAAUUGUGGCUAGGAGUUGAUGCUUUGGGUCUGAAUAUUUAUGAGCAUGAUGAUAAGUUGACACCCAAGAUUGGUUUUCCUUGGAGUGAAAUAAGAAACAUCUCUUUUAAUGACAAAAAAUUUGUCAUAAAGCCAAUUGACAAAAAGGCCCCUGAUUUUGUUUUUUAUGCACCCCGUCUGAGAAUAAAUAAGCGAAUUUUGGCACUGUGCAUGGGAAAUCAUGAAUUGUACAUGAGGAGAAGAAAACCUGAUACAAUUGAAGUGCAACAGAUGAAGGCCCAAGCUAGAGAGGAGAAACAUCAGAAACAAUUGGAAAGGGCACAAUUAGAAAAUGAAAAGAAAAAAAGGGAGAUAGCAGAAAAGGAAAAGGAAAGAAUAGAGCGUGAAAAGGAAGAAUUAAUGGAACGCUUAAGACAAAUUGAAGAACAAACAAUGAAAGCUCAGAAAGAGCUAGAAGAACAGACUAGAAGAGCUCUAGAACUGGAUCAAGAACGAAAACGUGCAAAGGAGGAAGCAGAGCGCCUGGAAAAGGAGCGUCGAGCAGCUGAGGAAGCUAAAGCUGCUCUAGCCAAGCAGGCAGCUGAUCAAAUGAAGAACCAGGAGCAACUAGCAGCAGAACUUGCUGAAUUCACUGCCAAGAUUGCACUUCUAGAGGAGGCCAAGAAAAAGAAAGAAGAGGAAGCCUCAGAAUGGCAGCACAAAGCUUUUGCAGCCCAGGAGGACUUGGAAAAGACCAAAGAAGAACUGAAAACUGUAAUGUCUGCUCCUCCUCCACCUCCUCCCCCACCAGUUAUUCCUCCAACAGAGAAUGAACAUGAUGAACAUGAUGAGAACAGUGCUGAAGCCAGUGCAGAACUGUCUUCUGAUGGUGUUAUGAAUCACAGGAGUGAGGAAGAACGGGUAACAGAAACACAGAAAAAUGAACGUGUUAAGAAACAGCUGCAGGCUUUAAGUUCUGAGUUGGCUCAAGCCAGAGAUGAAACCAAGAAAACACAAAAUGAUGUCCUUCAUGCUGAGAAUGUUAAAGCAGGCCGUGAUAAGUACAAGACUCUUCGACAAAUCCGACAAGGCAAUACAAAACAACGUAUUGAUGAGUUUGAAGCAAUGUGAGAGCUGUUAUUUUGCAUAUAUGUUCCUCGUAAAGCUGAACCACCAGCAGAGAAAAAAGCAGGCCUUUGCAGAUUUGAUGGAUUGCACCCCACUUUGCCAAAGCACUUAAUACCAGUUUGACUGCGGUGGUUAAAAGAAAAAUUUGGGGAAGCCAUUCAACAAUAAGGCAGUCUGUUAUCCCUGGCUUUUCUGGGGGAGGGUGUGAAGAAUGAUGGCAAUUUUUUUUUUCCGUAUUAUGUUUUCAUUUUCAUUGUUUCAUUUUUUUCUUUAAAAACUGAUGUGAAGUAUAUAAUGACUGACAAGUGUACGUAUUACUUAAACAUUUAGAAAUAGAAAGAAUAAUGGAGCUGAACCUAAAAUGAGUAGGUACUAUUGUGGUAUGAUGAAGGUUGAAUUUACAUUUUUCAAUGUAGCCACACCAUUAGGAGGUUGAUAUUAGUGACUUUUAGGGUAGUGGUUUUUUUUUUUUUUUUUCCUUCUCCCAAGUGAAAUUCUUUGGUGUUUCAUGUCCUGUCAUCAUUGAUGGUUUUCUUUGCCUGCCUGUUCACAAAGGUCUGGAUGGCAGGUGGUAGUUCCAGGAGUUGUUGUUUAAAUGGAACACUACCUGUGGGCAGCACGUCUGCUGAUAGGCUUGAAUAAAUAUUGCUUUUCAUAGAUGAUUAUUUUAGAUGCACAAAAUGUUCUAAUGCAGCAAAGAAAAAAAAAUACAAAGCUCUAUAUGCUCUUUGCUUGUAAUUAUUUUAUUUGCAGUAGGGAAACCUGGACCUUUCUGGCAAGGGAGCAUAUGAAAACAUCAGUCCCAGGGAGGGGACAGUAUCCUACCUCACUUCUAUAUACAUGAUGACUGGUCCUUCAAACACCAUGAAAAAAAACUAUAUAGAUCGGAUAUCACUGUACAGUGAUAUCAUAAAAAGCCAGGAGUCCUUACUCCUAAUGUUUUGUUUUACUUCAAGAUGGGUUUAUGGUGAUAAAUACUGUUUAACUGCCUUUUUGUUGAGUUUAAAUUGUAAAAGCAUCUUGUGUUUAUUAAAGCUGUAACCUGUCACUGGUAUACUAUCUUCUGGGAGGGGUGUGGAAUGUGUGUAUUAGCUUGUUUUGGGGUUUCCAAGUACCAAAUGAAAGUUUCCGUAAUUAGAGGAAAAAGCAUUUGUAGCUUCAAUUCACAGUGAAGCUAGUAUUGUAACUGUCACGUCUGAUGUCAGAUCAUUGUUAUUAAGUACUUCCCAACUUGAAAAGGAGACCUACCUUUUUUUUUUUUUUUUUGAGGAAUCGGCUUAGAAAUUGAGUUCUUUUAAAAAAAAACAAAAAACAAAAACAAAAAAAACCAAAAAACUUAGCAGUUACUGUGAACUGCAAUUAUUCCUUCUCUUAUAGUACCCUGGUAAAUAUCUACAAGGGAAGAGCCCUGCUUUCUCUGAGGAUGGUUCAGCUCUCUUCUGUUUGAUAUUAUGCACUCAUAAAAUUACACUUAUCUAUUAAAAUUUGCCAUUUUAUUAAGCAUUUUUUCAUGCACAACAGGUUUAAAUUUCUUAUGAACAGUCCAACUAAGUUUUUUAUUUUGCAGAGUUAAAAGUUGGCUAUGUGGGGUGACAUCAUGAAAAUAAUAUACAUUAAUAUAUUUUUGGUUUGUGGGGCUAAGCAUAUUUGGUUAACCUUGAAGACUGAUGUGCAAAUGGUGUGCACACGCUUCAGAGUGCGGCUUGGUGGAAGUUGGUGUUUCUACUUGCAGUGCAUUGUGAGAACAGUUGUGUUCCUCACAGGCUUGGUACACCAAAGCAUGAGCAAAUUUCUGAAGUAUUUGAACAGCUUGCCAUAGCAGGUGAAAUACUGUGCUUCCAAUGAGUUUUUAUGUUUUUUCCCUGGAAAGUGUGCACUAACAUUUGAUGCAUCAGUUUCAGUGUUGGGGAAAAAUACCGGUAAAGUUUGCUGUUCAUAAAUCUACAGUAUAUAGAGUAGGGCUAAAUGGAUUAGAUCCAUUUAUAAAGCUGUGUGAUUUUUUUUUUUUUCUAAACAACCAGGAACAACCAUUUGUAAUAUGGAUUUUCACAAUGAACAAAGUGGUAAUAGCUGCUGUCACCAGCAGUUGGGAACAAUUACUGGUGCAGAAAUACUAAGAAUACAUUUAAUGAUUUCUUGGUGAAGUAAUUUUCCACAUGCUUUUUCCUUUAGCAUCAUGUUUUGUGUUGUACAAUUAAGCUACAAUUACAUCUACUAUUUUGGAUAACAUUCAUUGGUUAACAAUAAAGAGAUACAGUUAAUUUCUCUGA